Molecule: messenger RNA, 1890 nt
Organism: Colletotrichum karsti
Lineage: Eukaryota; Fungi; Ascomycota; Sordariomycetes; Glomerellales; Glomerellaceae
Product: nucleoporin protein Ndc1-Nup
Exons: 3
Coding region: 1-1890 (629 amino acids)
Biological process (GO): nuclear pore organization; spindle pole body localization
Cellular component (GO): nuclear pore transmembrane ring; spindle pole body
Molecular function (GO): spindle pole body-nuclear membrane anchor activity
Source: RefSeq, a predicted model, not a curated record
AUGGCACCGGCUACAGUCAGAAGGGCGCCUUACAAGGACUUCCUGCAACCCGCGCUGCAUAGGCGAUUUUCUUCCACCGCAACGAUUUUGUUGGCGCUGUCUUAUUUCCAGGCCAUCUUGCUCUCUGGCUGGAGCUCCUACUUCUGGUCCUGGUUUCCCAUUGGCCCCGCUGGCAUUCGAGCCGUCUUUCUAUUCAUCUGCGGCCUAGCGAUUAUAGUCCUUCGCAUAUCCCAAUACCACGUCGGCUCCCGCGCCUCCAACUCCACCUUCCACGCAUUCACCAAGUCCUUCGCCAGCCUCCAGACGAUCGAAACAUGGAUGUUCUAUGGGUUCUCGAGCACUCUGUUCUCCUAUAUCUACCUCUGGGCUCUUCCGGAUACGGCGAACCUGGGACUGGUCACGUACUACAGCGGCGACCGCGCCCGGGCGAAUGAGCGAACGAUCUACUUCUUUUGCUACAUGGGCAUCAGCGCCGCUGUGCAGGCGCUAUUUCACUUCUACCACGACGAUGACAAGAUCUUGAUCGAUGUGUCGAGGUCCACGGCCAAGGUUUCUAGCGACAGCUCUGCGACUUUGAAAAAUGUGGUGGGUGAAAUUCCUGCGAUCCUCGCCCAGGCAAGCCAGAGAGCAAUGGGCAAUCUCUUCGCCUCGAUCUUUAUUUACUUCAUCAUCCUGAGAUCAUGGGUCUGGGGCUGGGCGCUUUUCUUCUUGCGACCGUUUUACAACCUUCCGAAGACCAAUAUGUUGCCUCCGACCCACCCCCUCGACAUCUGGCUCUUCCUCCGUUGCUUUAUUGCAGGCUUUCUCAUCACCAGCAUGUGGAAGACGGCGAACCAUGCUUUUUCAACCUUCAUGGUCAAGGAGCCGCUGAAGAACGGCAGGCCCCUGACUAGCGAGUCCAAAGACCCCAAUGGUUCUCUCCUGAACGGACUCAAAAGCAAGAAGUCGCAGAUUCGUUGCUUUGCUCUCUGGGAGCUGGCUUAUAUUGCCAGGAACGUCAAUGUGAGACGCAAGGCUAUUUACGAGGACAUUGAUCGUAAGGACGGUCCUAUGUGGUCUCAAAUCUUUGUACUCUGCAUGGAUGUCGUCAAGAGCAUCGAGAAAAGAAUAGACGAGUACGGGAAGCCGUUGGCUGCUCCGGCUCCUCCGGCUCAACCCGAAGAAGUGCGAGCUCGCUCGGCGGCACCUCUGAAAGAGGACCCCAUCUUUCAGAGCAAGCCGGCAAACAAGAGCAUGCGCGGCGAGGUGGAGAAGGCUCUGACCUCAGUCGGGCGACAUCCUGGCCAUUCGCCAGUGUCCCAGCUCAGCCCUAUUGCGAAGAAGACCCUUCGGAGCGCGCGGGACAAGGUCUUGAGCAAGGAGCAGCAGGAGGCCCUGUCUUCGCCUCAGUUGAAAAGCCAGAUCCAGAUUUGGGCUCUGACAGUGGUGAGAAAUGAGUACGUUGGCUGGAUCUUCCGCCAAGAGUUCCGCAACCGCCUCACCGCUGUCAUUCUCGGAACCCCAUACUCGGAGUUGAGCCAGUACAUCAACGCUAUCGAUGUGCUCAGCCUGUUCUUGGUGAACAGUCUCCAGGAGGACAAAUUCGGCAACGUUCAUAGGGACGUCGCUACCGUCAUUCGAUCUUUCACCGUCAUUAUCAACAAAAUCGAAACAUUCAAGGCCAACUUCCCAGUCCACUGGACAGACAUCCAGCAGAACAAGGCUACGCCCGAGGUGGACGCGGUCAUCUCUGCGCUGAAGACGGGCCUGGCCCAAGUCGUUGCGGAAUUUGAACCCUACGCCAGCGACUUGAAGCUGAGUCGCACGGAUAUCAGACUGGCCAAGGAAGCUUCGACCGAAGUGCCUCAGGAGGACAGAUCACGACUCCCCGAAAUGCAGCAGGCCCGUUAG